GAAAAAAGGACGAGAAACUUCGGAAAAUGUUCGUUUGAAAGUGUUAUUACAACGAAAGAAAAACAAACAGCUGCGUAACAUUUCGAAAUCAAUCAACAGAAGCAAAUUCAACAAGCAAUGGCAAUAAAUACGAAUUCAGGCGUCAAAGCGACAGCACCAUCAUCGUCAUCGGCAGCAUCAGCAAUGGCAUCGGGUGUUGCGUCGUGUAGCACCGAUGACUUGAUCGAAUUAAAUAUACUGCAAAAGAAACCGGCCAUCGCCGCUGCAACGGCAACUGCAACCGCAACCACAACACCAAUUCUGAGUAGUACACCAAUUCUCCAAAAGCGCAAAGGUGGCUCAAAGCGUCUUCAAUUCACAACGCCUGAAUUUAGUGUCAAUCCAAUUGUUACUGGCCCUGGCAUCAACACACGGCUAAUACCCAGCCGAAGACGCGAAGAGGCAAUUGUAAUGGCAAAUCUACGGAAACGAGUGGCAGCAUGUGAUUUAGAGCGCAGACGACCCAUAAGCGAAGAAUCAAAUCCGGAUGAACUAGAUAACCGACCGUUGUUGUCAAAGCAGUCAUUUCCCAAUCGUGAUUCAUACAAUGAGCAAGGAAGUGUUAGUGUUGCCGGUGACGAAAGUCCCAAAUCGAUCAGCAGCUUUGUACAGGAUAAGGACUUUAUACUCGACUGCCUGUGUUGGCACAACGAAUAUCGCGCUCGACAUUCAGCCCAAGCACUCACCGUAUCACCCGAAUUAUGUGAUGCAGCGCAAAAGUGGGCAAAUCAUUUAGCAGCAAUGAAUGAAUUCUACUAUCGGCCAGCAAAAACGCUUGGGCAAAAUUUAUUUUGUUGUCCAUGUAGUGCACUGGUUACGGAUUUGACAGGUCAAGAGGUGGCUUCGUAUUGGUACAGCACGGUACGGCGAUACAACUAUUUCAAAGAUGUGGGACUAUUGCACACCAAUGUCAAUGCCGGACACUUUACUCAAAUGGUUUGGUUGAAAACCAAAUAUUUUGGCAUUGGCAAAGCCACAUCACAAACCGGUAAAAUAUUCGUGGUCGCAUUCUACUAUCCACCAGGGAAUAUUGUGAAUGAAUUCCAUCAUAAUGUCCUGCCACCAAUGUUGGAUCACUCAUCCGGGUCACCUAAACCUACGGACAGCAGUACACUGAUAGCAGCUAAGCCAUCGGGUUCAAGACGACAAAAAUAAUUAUAAUCAUUCAUCCCGUUUAUUCAAAAACAUAAUCGCGCUUCUGUAUUCGCAAAACCAGUCAAAACAAAUUCGUUUUUUUUUGCUCAACUUUUAAACAUUCAUUCGAUUCGACAGAACAAAAAAUUACGUUGAAUAUAAAAUGGAACCAAUGCCUUUGUUUUGUUACGAAAAUUAGCAUUUUAGUGUUAGUUUAAGGAGACGAAAAAGUAACAUUGCACCGUUCAUAGUCGCAAUUUGCACGCGCCUUAUUUUCCUCAUUCAAAUACCAAUUUGCUUCCGAUUGCAUAUUAAAAAAAAAAAAAACUUAGUUAGACCAUUCAAUGAUAGGAAACAAAUAGAACAAAAUACAAUCAAAAUAUUACGUUCGACGAAUUAAACGACGACAACAACAACAAAGUAAACAUGGAACAGCUGACACACAAUCAUCGAGUCAGUAUGGCAAUAGAUGAACUUGAAAUACAUAUACAUGAAAAUCCCGUCCAAAUAUAAAACAAAACCAAAAUAAACGUAGACAUAUUUUAUAAGAUAGAUCGUUACGAAUCAAAGCAUGAAAUCAAAUAUUGAUCAAAAUGGAAGUGAAAACUGAACACAUGCAAUAAUGCGAUCAAAAUUAAAUGAUAUGACAAUGACAAAAUCAUCAGAACAAAACACCCAUAGAUUUUAAUCGAUUCCAAUUGCUUGUGAGCUUCCAAUGAAACAGAUGAAACAAAAAAAAAAACAUUUAAAUAAAAUUUUGUUCAUUUUUUCUUGUAAAAAUAUUGAUAAAUCGCUUGGAAAAUUCACGAGGCUUAAGUUUGUUUAUCCCUCCAUCGCCUUCAGUGUAGUAAAACCGAAUGAGGCAGAGGCAUUUAUAUCACAUGCCCGCUCUCAGUUGACAUUGAUCAGAUGAUAUGGAUAGUUUCUUCCAUAUAUUGAGCAAAUAACACGGAAAUGGUUGUGUAUUUUUGUUAAUUGUUGUUAAUUAACAUAAGUAAUCUUAAUGAAAUUAUAAACCAAACAAACGCAAUUGCAUUUUUGGCUUGAUUCAUUGUGUCAUCAAUUCAAGACGCAUAUUUUUUGAUAAUUGUACGCCCAAUUUACAGGGAAAUAUAUUGUCUUGACCUUCCCCAUUUUCAAACCAACCAACGAAAAUUGUGACAUUGUUUUCGGGUCGUUUUUUUCUCUUCUUCUUCUGUUGUCCAUGCUUCAUACCGCGUUUCAAGCCUUGCCGUUUCACAACGGCAACAUUUCGACUCAUUUUGGACAAUUUAGUGAAAAUAUGAACAUUGAACGUCAAGGCCAUGGAUAUUCUUGAAAUGCUCUGACCAUAAAUUGAUUAUGACAUUUAAAUUAAGACUUGAAUCGGAUUUUAUUUCAUUGAAUAAAUGGAAAAAUGGCAAAUUGGAAUAUAGAGCGAAGCUAUGAUGCUAUGAAAGAGAUAAUUAGAGGAAGAGAGAAAGAGAAGAUUGAGAGAGAGUAACCGUCUCAUAAAAAGAGUUUUAGUCAAAUUAAUGAUCGGAGCUUGUCAAGAAUUUGGCUCACCUUCAUUCCAGUAGAGAAAAAACACAGUCUGUUUGAAUUUAUGACCUUUUUAAGAAUUUGAACCAAUUUUGACUUCCACAAUAACAACAUACAAACAAACAAACAAACAAACAAACAAAAAAAACCAAACGACAACAACAACUGGGCUCAAUAAACUCUACUACUUUUCAACUGUACUUCCACAAUUUUAUGAAUAAACCACAUAGGUAUAUGUAAUCAACGUAUACAAUUCCAAUUACGGUAAAUCCGAUUAAAAGUAACGUUGGCUAACAUUUUAAUCAAGAAUUCCAUGAAAAAUCCAAACAGAAACAUAGAAAAAAAAGAAGAUUCCAAAGAAAAACCAUUAAAAAUUUCGAUCGCAUUGACACCAUUUGGUGAGAUAAGGGUAUAUUUUUCCAUUUGAUCAUCAUAAUUAAAUAAAUUGUUGGAUAAUGAAUUUGAUUUCGAUUGUUAAAAUGUUUUUAAUAUUAAGUGCUUGGCAAUCAAAAUGCUCUGAUAAUGUUAAAACAAUUUUAUUGAAAGCUAGUGAACGCAAAAAACAUACACAAACAAAAACGAAAAACGAACAAAGGAAGUGAGCGGAAAUGUAAUGACAAAUUGAUUGUUUCAAAAUAAAAAAAUAUUUCCGAUUCUAUUCAAAAUUGAGCAGAUAUUAACUGCGACCGCAUAAAGCAAAUGGCAUCAAGAUAAACACAAAUGAAAUGAAAUGAAUUGUAUGAAAUAUGGACAUGUGAAUGUUUGUUUUUCUUUUUCAUUUUCAAAUUUGAUUAUGAGACUAUUUGCCUUGGCCAUUUUGUGUGUUGGCAAUGCUCCAAGCGGAGUAGCUAUGGACUAGCUCCUUCUCAACAUUGAAACACUUCAAAUAGCACAAGAGAAAUCGUUUUGUUUUUUUCUCUCCCUAAUCUGUCUAUGCCAAUGCUUGCAAAAAUGAAUGAAAAAUAGAAAUAGCCCAGAAAAAAGUUGCACAUUUCAAUUAUUUGGGAAUGUGCUUGGAUACGGUAUAGUUUUUUUCUCUUGUUUUUUCGGUCUCCAGACAGACAAUGAGCUUCACUUGAAUCGAUUUGUCUUCUGUCGCUUUUCAUUUUCGUUGUUUUUUUUUCAGGCAUUCAUAAAAAUUGGCAAUGACAACGAAUAUACAUAUCCAAAAUGAUUAUUAUUAUUACGAACAUGAACACAAAAUCGAUCUUAAUUCAGACUGUGGAAAAAAAACCGCAAUCUCUCGUAGUUCAAGCGCCAGAAAUCCCCCGCAACUUUAAAUACUGGAAGUAUUUAAUCCAACACAUUUUUUUUAUUCAGUUUUUUUGCGUGGCAGUUGUAAAAUAUUGCCAUCGGAAAAAUGUUUUCGAUCUGAAGCUGCAUUUCAAUCUGACAGCAAUAUUUAUUUUUUGAACAAUGUAACUUAGAUUCAUAGAGAUAUUCAUGCUUCCGUUUCAAUCAGCGUACAAUUUUGCGAGAAAAACGAACGAAUUCGUUGGAAAUGUUUCGAAGGUCUGUGAUUUAAUUACUAUUUAACAAAAUGUGCAACGAAAUGACACGAAAAAUUCGAUUGUUAGUCCUUCUUAAAUGAAGGUUUGAAUAAAAAAAAAAAAACUAUUGGCCCCAAUAUAGCGAUUAGCGGUUGAUUUUGAAACUCAUUUAUUCUGAAAAAUUGUAAAGUGAAAACGGUAACUCAUGUACGUAAUUAAGAUAAGAAGAAUCGACUAUCGGAACUCUAUAUUUAGCUUAUAAAUAAAAGAAAUUGUAGUCAUCAUGCAGAAAAUAUUUUAUUAAUCACUCGUACAGAAAAUUUCGAUUCGAUUUGAAUUUUUUUCCUUCGAAAUUUCGGUUUCCUUUCAUUAUGUGUCGAUUAGAGUGAUGCAUCGAUAGAGUUAUUGACAAUUGGACUGAGCUUAAUUCAAAUCUAACAACCUUUUUCGCCCUAACAGGUCUAUAGAACUUUGAACCAAUCAAAUUAUGCAUAAUGUAAAACCAAAUCGCUUGUAUUUUUUGAAUAGUACCAGACAGUUUUGAAUAAAUGGUUAAGACUCAUUACAUAAAUAAAUUGAUGCAACAUU
Messenger RNA from Sitodiplosis mosellana (orange wheat blossom midge), 4772 nucleotides. RefSeq lists its product as uncharacterized. The transcript is spliced from 6 exons. Gene Ontology annotation, cellular component: extracellular region. Lineage: Eukaryota; Metazoa; Arthropoda; Insecta; Diptera; Cecidomyiidae. The record is from RefSeq and is a predicted model, not a curated record. The coding region runs from base 118 to 1194 and encodes 358 amino acids.